This is a messenger RNA of Plasmodium gallinaceum, 5031 nucleotides long. Its product is annotated as conserved Plasmodium protein, unknown function. The transcript has 2 exons. Bases 1 to 5031 code for a protein of 1676 amino acids. NCBI's taxonomy places the organism in Eukaryota, Apicomplexa, Aconoidasida, Haemosporida, Plasmodiidae. The record is from RefSeq and is a predicted model, not a curated record.
AUGGCUUUUUUUAUUGUAAUUUUAAUAUUAUUAUUUAUUUAUUUUAUAUUUGAUUAUCAUUUCUGCUCUAAAGGAUUAGUUUUUUAUUUAGGGAAUAAAUCUUUGAAAAUUCUCAAAAAAUGCAAUAAUAUUGAAAAGGUUUAUAGAAGUACUAUAUAUUUAAUGCACCCAUUCCUUCAACAUAUAUUUGUUCAUCUAUAUUAUUUGUAUUUAGAAAAAAAAAAAAGUUAUCUAAAUGGCUUAAUUUCUGAAAAAUUAGGAAAUAAUACAAAUAAUAGUAAUAAUAAUUGUAUUCAUCAUUUUUUAAUUAGAAUUAUUGAGAACAUAAAAAAUUUUAUAUAUAUCAAGUUAUUAAAUAUAUUUAUUUUUAUUGUUGAAUAUACAAAUAUCUACGAAAAUAUUAAUUUUAAUUUUCAUAUUAAUACAAGAGAAGUUUUAAAUAAUAACAAUUUUGGUACAGUAAUUAUUGAUUAUUACUUGCCAAAUGCUACAACAAAAAAAAAAAACGUCAAGGAUGAUAAGUUAAACAAUUCUGAUAAAAUAGAUUUAUAUGAUCUCGUAAAUAUUAACCGGCAAAAAAAGAUAAAUUUAAUUUUAAUAGAUAAUAAAUGGAAACGUAUUUUAAAUAUAGAAAAAGUCGAUGAUGCCAAUGUUCAAUAUUUAUAUUUGCAAGAUACUGUUUUGAUUCAGUAUCUUCAAUUUUCACGGAUUCUUAAUAAUGAUCUUAUAAAAAAUAUAAAUGAUAGAAAUGAAGAUAAAGGAAUCCAAUAUAUAAAAGAAAAAGAAAAAACUUAUAAGGGGGAAGAAAUAAAUAGCAAACAGAAAAAUAUCACUUUAACAAAUAAAGAACCAAAAGAAGAAAUUCAAAGAAAUAAUGUAAUAAAAGAACAAAUAGAUGAAAAACUAAAAUAUAUAAUGAUAAAUACUAGAGAAUUAGAAAAUAAAAUAAAUUUGAAAAAUAAUAUAAUAGCAAAUGAAGAAAUAGAAGAAAAUAUAAUCAUAGAAGAGAAAGAAUUAAAUGAAAAAUUGAAAAAUAAAGAAAAAAUUCAGAAUAAUAAUAAUAAUAAUAAUAUAAAUAAAAAUAAGGAAAAUGUUAUUAAAGAUAAAUUAAAUAUGUACCUUAAUCAUUUGAAGUAUAAAAAUAUAAAAGGAAUUAUUAUUAUAGUGCCAGAAAUAUUUUAUAACUAUAUAAAUAUAAAGGAUAUGAAAAAUAAAAUCCCCUUAUAUUAUUUUUUAACAAAAGAUAUAAAGAUUGAUUCUUUUACAAUUAUAGCAAAGUUAUUAGGUUAUAUUUGCGUUCACAUACAUAUAAACGUUAAUUUUGGAUUAUCAAUUCCAUUUAUAUUUAAAACUAAAAAUACUAAUAUUUUUAACCUAUCAAAUAAUUUUAAUUUUCAUAAAAAUAAAAAUUCCAUUAAUAUUUAUAAUAAAGAUAGAGAUACUAAUAUAGAAAAAGAAGAAGAUUCAUCAUAUAUAAAUAGUUUAAAAAACAGUUUUAUAUUUAAUAAUGAAACCAAUGAACAUGAGCAAAUACGAAGCUCCUCUUCAUAUAUUAGCUAUGAUGAAAAAGAAAAAAUAAAUUCUAAUAAUAAAUCUUAUAAUAACAAUGGUAUUAAUAAUUUUGAAAAUAAUAGUAAUAAUAUUUACAAAAAUUAUGAUUUUAAAGUAAAUUAUAAUAAUGAAAAUUUUUCUUCAGAAGAAAUAAAUACUCCAUUAUUUUCAUCUCCAUUUUCGUUUUUUAGUGAUAAUUAUAAUGAUUUAAAUAUAGCAAUGAAUCACUUUAAAAUAAUUUUUAAAAAUUAUAAUUUUAUUUUUUUAAGUUUUAAUGAUGGUACUAAUAUUUUACUGAAUUAUUUUUUAGAAAAAAUUUAUAAGAAAAGAAAAAAAAAAGGAAUGGAUGAACAUAUGAAUAGUCAAUUUAAUUUAAAUAAUGCUAAUGUAUAUAAAUAUCAUUUGCAGAAAUAUAAAGGCAAUGAAGAUAUAAAAAAAGAUUCAUGUGAUAAUGUAAAUGAGAAAAAAAAUAAUUCAAGAACAUUUCAAUCAAAUAGAAACGAAGAAGAAAAGGAAUUUAUAAAUAUACAAAAUAAGAAUAACAUAAUGAAUUUGUUUUUCAAAGACAAAAAAAAAUUAAAAGAAAAUAAGGAAAAAAAGCUUAUAGGACUCAAAAGAAGUAAUGUUGAAAUAAUAUCAGAUGAUUCAAAAAAGAAAGAAAAAAAGACAUUAUAUAAUAUAUAUGAUAAAGAGGAAGAAAAAGAAGAUAAAAUAGAUGAGAAAAAUUUAGAAGAUUCAAAUGGAAGUUUUGAUGAAGUUGAAGUUUUUAAUGAAGUAGUAAACGAACAAAUUAAGCAGAAAGUAAUACCAGAUGAAGAAGAAGAAGAAGAAGAAGAAGAGGACGAUAUUGAUGAAGAAAAAGAUGAAGAGGAAGAGAAAGUGGAAGAAAAAGAAGAUUAUGUUGUUUAUGACAAUUAUUAUGAAGAAGAUGAGAAUGAUAAUGGAGAAAAUGAAGGUGGUGAUGAAGAAUACUUAGAGGAGGAAAAAAUAAAAGACAUAAAUGAGAAUUUAAAAAAAGAGAAAUCAAAAAAAAAAAAUAACAAAAAAAACAUAGAAAAUCAUAAAAUAGAAAAAACCAAAAAUAAUAAAAAAAAAUGGAAAAGUGAAAAAAUUGAAUCUUUAUUAAGUUUAUCAAAACUUAAUAAUAUUUUUAAUAAAAGUACAGAUAUUAUAUUAGAAAAAAAUAAUGAGGAAUAUAAAAGUAAGGAUGAAAAGAACGAAAGUAAACUAUCCAAUUCCAGCAACACAAAAAUAACAAAAAAAAACAUGGAUUCAAAUACAAAUAAAGUUCAUUCUAACAAUAAAUAUACUAAUUUAAAUUUAACUAAUUUUACAUCUUUUAUUAAAAAAAAUAGUAAUAUUCAUCAAAAUUUUUCAGCAGAAAACAUUAAAAAGAAUAUAGAACAUCAGGUUAAAUCAAAUGAUAAUUUUUUAGAAAAUUUAAAAAAGAAAAAAAUAAAAUUAAAUGUUUUAAAAACACUUGGAAAUAAGGAUUCUAAAAUGAAAGAUGAUGCAUUAAAAGAUGCUUCAGGUUUUUCACAAAAAUUUCGAUAUAGUUUUUUUAAAAUAAAAAAUAAAUUUAAACAAAACUUUAACAAUUCUGAAAAUAAAAUAGCACAAGAUAAGAAAAUCGUUGAAAGAGAUAAAAUGAAUAUCAACUCUUUUAAUAAAAACAAAAAUAGAAAAGAUUCUGAAGAAAAUAGUAGCACAUUAGUGGAUUAUAAUUAUGAUGACUAUAGAAAAAAACAUACAAAAGAAUUAUGCAUUUUAAUUAAUUUUUCAUAUAAUAAUAUGUUUGAUAUAUUUAAUUAUCCGGACGACUUUACUGAAAAAAAAAAAAAAAAAUUCUCUUUAAUUCAUAAAAUUUUUUAUUCUUUAAAUGUAUUUUUUAAUUCAUUUUCAACUUUAAUAAAACAAAGAUAUUUUUUUAGUUGCACAGAAGAAUUAACUAAAUUUCUAAAAAUGUCUUUAUUUUUUAAUUAUGAUGGAAAAUCAAUUUAUAAUAUUAAUAGUCAAAAUAACAUGGAGAAUAAUAUUUUAUUUGGCAUUAAUAAAAAUUGUAGUAGCUGUGGAAUGAAAUUAAAAUAUUUAAACGAUUGCUAUUGUAUUUUACGUAAUGAAAACGACCUUGUAAAUAAUGUGUCUAAUAAUGGAAUAAACUGCACAAAUAAUUCAAAUAAUAUUAAUUUAGGAAGUGAUAGUUAUAAUUUACAUAAAUGUUACAAGGAUACAGGAAAUUGUAACAAAAGUUCUUUCAAUUCUAUUCCUAAUCACUCUAAUAAUAAUAAGGAUCCCAAUAAAACUUAUAAUAAAUGUAGUGAUAAUUUGAAUUAUAAUGUUAUUAACUGUAAUAAUAUUAUUAGUACUAAGAAUGAUUGUGCUAUUAUUUGUCAUAAUUGUAAUAAAAAUAUUAGUUGUAGAUAUAAUAUUACAAAUGAAAACGAUGAAUAUUGUACUAAUAAUAAUAUUUAUAAAAAUGAAUAUAUUUUUUAUGAUAAUUAUUGUCUAAAUGAUAUAAGCGAUAAAUUAAAUAAUCUUAGAAAUAGAAGAAAAAAUGAUAAAUCAUAUGAUUUAUCUAAGAAAAUAAAUACUAUAAUCAAAAACUCAGAAAAUUACUAUAAUUUUAUAAACGAAAAUAAUUCAUCUAUAAAUAAUGAAUAUUUAAUAAAAAGUAAAAAGAAAGAAAAAAAAAAAAAUUUUUGUGAUAAAAACAAUGAAGCAAGUGUGAAUAUCCCAUGUAGCAAGAGUAAUACUUUAGAAGAUAAUUUAGAUAAUAAUAACCUGAUAUAUAAUGAUAUAAAUAACCUAAAUGAUAUCAAUAUAAGAAAUCUAAAAAAUAUAAAAUACGAAGAUAAUUCUGAAAAUAAAAUAAAUAUUCAUUUUAAUAUUGAGAAAUUACAUGAAAAGUGGAAAGUAUAUUUUGAAAAUAACAAAUUAUGCUUAAGUAAUCAAGACUACUUUUUAUUUAAUCUGUCAUUUAUAUAUAAUAUAUAUAAUUACUUAAUAUUAAUAUAUAUAUGCACAUAUUUUAGAGAAGAUAGUUACUUUAAUUUUUGUGAUAAUCAGAAAUUUUAUCAAUUUAUUAAAAAAGUUCAUUCAUUUAAUAAAAAAAAAGAGUGUUGUUGGAGCAUUAGACAUUUAUGUGACACAUCUGUCAUACCCAAUUUUUUUGAUUUUAAAGAUUAUAAAUUAUUAAAAGCCUUUUUUUUUUUGUUACAGAAUUCUUCUAAUAUGUUUAUCUCUAAAAACAUUGAAUAUUUCAAUUUUCCCGUUGUCUUAAUUUUUUGUUCAGAUUCAAAAAAUUUUAAUUUUAAUCAUUUAGAUAUUAUUAAAAUUUCAAAAAACAACAAUAUUAUAUAUUUAUUAUACAAAAGAGGAAAUGAAGGUUUAUUUUUAUCAGGUUUAAAACCCUUUAUAUGGAUACACAAGGUUCUUUUUGAUUUUGUUGAAUCCAUAUUUUCAUCAAGUUAUGAUAAUUAA